This is a messenger RNA of Strongylocentrotus purpuratus (purple sea urchin), 7976 nucleotides long. Its product is annotated as ankyrin repeat domain-containing protein 12. Gene Ontology annotation, cellular component: nucleoplasm. The transcript has 12 exons. Gene Ontology annotation, molecular function: protein binding. Bases 703 to 4332 code for a protein of 1209 amino acids. Lineage: Eukaryota; Metazoa; Echinodermata; Echinoidea; Camarodonta; Strongylocentrotidae. The record is from RefSeq and is a predicted model, not a curated record.
GCAAGACACACUGGUUGGUACAGAGGGGUAUAUACACAGCAGCGUAGAAUAGGUCACAUGUUGUGCGGAUUAUUAUUAGCUAGCCAGGAAAAAGAGAGAGAGAGAGGCCUGAAGCUCAUUGGAAUGAACGAAGGAAAGACUGCAUGCAAUACAAGCACACUGCCAAUGACUCAGUGCUGUGAGUGUGUGUGUUUUCUGUGUCUGUGUGUGUGUGCGAUACUCUCAGGCUCUCUCUCACCACACACAGUGCAUGCAUUGGUAGUAACAGUCUCUGCUCUUCAUUUCAAAUGUGGUGUGAUGUGCAGAGAGGGAACAAGGGGAGGUAAUAUUUCAAAGCAUCUAAACCAGCGUGUCUAAAAAGUGAUCUUCAUGUGAACCCUGUGACAAGAUCAGCCGUGUAACUAACCCAUUGGAUUAUCCCGUCUUCAUCUUAUGUGGAUGCUUGCUUCUUGCCGAUCUGGAAUUAAAUCUUGUGUAACGAGCAUCGGUUGCCUCUUGUUCGCGCCAGCCCGGCCCUGUGUCUCUCUGGAGCGCGAUAGCUAGAGGGCUGGCUCGCUAGCUAACUAGCUAGCUGGCUAUCAACGGGCGGGGAGACUCUGCCGUUGUCGUCGUCGUCAUUUUCACAUCACGGUUCGUCCCGGCUUCAAACUGACUCGCUACCACACCGUGGAUUUAAAUGCGGUGUCGGGAUUGGAAGACAGCAUGGCGGAGAAAGCGUCUCCUCAUAAAAAGGAAAAACAACCGCCAUUAAAAAUGCCGCAGUCAGCCAAAGCUGAGAGCAAGACGUCUCUCAAGAGGAGGCUCUUCAACACUAGUAUCAACGGGGAAGAAGACAAGAAGGCAAGUAAGCCUGCUCCCAAGCGCAAGAAGCCUGGUUCCCAACCCGGUAGCCCCACCCUGCUAGGUACACCUGGAAGGACCAUCCCUCUAUCAGAACGUCAACAGCUUGCUCUUCUUAUGCAGAUGACAGCCAAUGAAGAAAACAGUAAUCCAGUACCAGUCCAAACACCUCAGUCCAAGAACUCCCACAAUCCAACCACACCAAACAGCUCAGGUGGAGUGAAGAAUAAAGUCAACAAGCGCAAUGAGAGGGGAGAGACUGCUCUUCACAUGGCAGCUAUCAAGGGUGAUUCUCAGAUGGCUCUCAAUCUCAUCAACCAAGGAGCGGAGGUCAAUGUCCAGGACUUUGCUGGCUGGACUCCACUCCAUGAAGCGUGCAAUCACGGUUACUAUGAAGUAGCCAAGGUCCUCAUCAAAGCAGGUGCCUCGGUCAACACCAUGGGGCUGGAGGAUGAUACCCCUCUCCACGACGCAGCUGUCAACGGUCAUGUCAAGGUUGUCAAACUUCUCCUGAAGCAUGGUGCCAACCCUCUCCAGGUCAACAAGAGAGGGAAAGCCCCCCUGGACAUCGCCUGCUCCACAGAGAUCCACUCCCUCAUGAGCUUGGAGAUCAUAGCCUCGAGCAGUGACGGCUCUGACCAUGUGGUGAGGUCGCCGUCAUCCCCUGAGAGCAUGGCCUCACCGCACCCCAUCAAUGCGGUCCACAACAACCUCAACAGCAGCAGCAAGGUGGUCAAGAAUGGUACCGAGCUACCUGAAGGUGAGGGUUGUUAUAGAAAAGAUCCAUACGAGUUCACCCAGGACAGCGGGAGCAGUGAGCAGAAGAUCACCAUCCACUGGGCAUCACCUGACAAAUCUGGCAAGGGUGCCAACGUUAUGGAAAUAACAAGAACAAUACCCAAAGUGCGCGACAUCGCAGCGCCCAAUUCUGUGUCGUCGACCACCACCUCAGAGAGCGAUCUCUUCGAUCCCCACUUGACAUCUACGUCGUCCAAGUUGGAAUGUGUUGAGGAGGAGCGAAGGUUACCGAGUCCGUCCAUUUCCACCUCUGUGACUCCUAUGGAGAGAACUAGAGACUCCUUGCCUGUCACGAGAGUGACUUUGACGGAGGUGAAGGAGGACUCAGACAGUUGUAUAAGUGAAACAAACCUCUACAUAUCGGAUGAUUCCAAUAUGGCAGGGGAGACUCACAAAGAGGUUUCAAGUAAAGCUGAUAGUACUACAGUCAAUGAUGGCAUACUCUCAUGGAACUUAAAGAGCAAAUUGAACGAUAACGGACUAUCUGGAAAAGUUGUGUCUUCGCUGAGGAGUGAAAGUGCGAGGGUGUCCUGCAGUGCUCCAAGUCCUCUGACAGACAGGCAGUCGGGUUCUGAUAGCAGAGCAGCGGUGUCUCCGUAUGAUUUCAAUGCCAAUGAGAAUGAAGUGAGAACUAUGGAAACGACCCUUACAAGGCCAGAUCCUGUGUCAAACAGGAAUAGAUUUUCUCCUACGAGAUCCUCACCUUCUUUACAAAGUGCACAUACAGCAUCUUCAAAACAUUCAGAGACGCCAAGAGACGUGUGUGAUUCAUUGUCUGUGCAACAGGAGUCUGUGUCGUCAAAUUGUGUGCAAACUUCAGGGAUUCAUAGUCCAGGUAAGCAGUCCUCGGGGCAUGAGAGUGAGCGCUCAGAACCAGACAGUGAUCAAAGAACAGAAUCGAGGAGGGAAUCCCCCUCACAAAGCAUUCCUGAAUCAAGGGAGAGAAGCGAAUCAGACUCGUCCCACGAAACCAAGCACCACGGACGAGAGAAGUCGAAAAAGCAUAAGGACCGCUCACAUAAAUCCCAUAAAAAGGAACAAAGGCAUCACAGGCAUCAUAGCCACAGUUCAAGGAAAGAAGAAAAGAUGGAUACUACAGAGGAGGCUACUACGUCCACACAGUCUGCUCUAGUUCAGGUUAAAGAGGACUCUAAAACUCAUGAGAAGGUGUCAUCACCACAAGUUGGUGAAGAGACACAAGAACAAUUAUCCAGGAAGUCCCCUGACAGGAAAUCCCCAUUCCCAGCUGUGGCUAGGGAAUACUACAUUGUUUCACCCCCAUCAUCCGGGGAUAAUGCAGGAGAAAUCAAGUCAUUGUUACUACGGAUUAGCAGUGAUGCAUCACAUAAAUCCAAAGAUAAUACAUCAUCUAGUACUUCAUCUGUGUCGUCCACAAGUGCCUCAGGUUCAAAUAUGGGAAAUCACAAGAAUGAUACCAAACCGUUGGGCAAUGUGAAUGAAAGAACUAGUGGGUCAAAUGGGGAAAAUGGCAAUGCUCAAAAGAGUCCCGUAAGCAAGGAGGCAGAGCGCAGGCGCUCUCCAGCCAGAGGAAGCCCUGAUGUGACCUCAUCCAUCAAUGGAACAGUGAGAUCAGGCUCCCCGAAGGGCAUUGAAAAAGCAGCAGAUAAAACUGACAAGACUGAAAAGUGCAGUGAAAGCUCAACCACAUCCUCUACUUGCUCAAACGACGAAAAACAACCUGCAAAAGUAACAAGGACUCUGAGAUCAAACUCGGCAUUAACCAGCAACAGUGAUAGUAAUGGCAAUGAGGAAAAAAAGGAUGACAAGGACAAAGCAACCUUUUCACAGCCGAUGACGCGGAGCCGGCGCAACCAAGUGGAAGCAGCGGCAGCAGCUGCUACAGCGCCGCCAAACGCCAAUGCAUCCAACAAUGAAGAGACACACAUGGACUCACAUCCAAGGAAGCGCAAGAUGGCCCGUCAUCGUCAGAAUCAGCAGAUGGAAGAGGCCCUUCAUGUUUCUUCAGCACCCCAAGAGAAGGUCAACUCCAUCGAGGCUUUCCUCAACAUCAGGCACCAGGUGGCCGAGAGGCAGAAAACACUGAUGGCAUCGGUGCAACCCAAACCACCCAAUGGAUACAAGGAGUACCUCAUGUUCAGGAAGAACUACCUCCUCCAGUCAGACCCUGAUAACAAGAUUGUACAAGUCAUUCCCAGGAUGACAGCACCAGUAAACCUGACCAAUGGACUGCUGGCUCAAUUCUCCGAGCAGGAGAAGAUUCGGCAUGAGCUGCGGCUCAGACACUACAUAGAAAGGGAGAAGCUGAUGUUGGCUGCGGAACAGGACAUUGUGAGAGUCCAUGGACGGGCCGCGAGGGCGCUAGUCAACCAGACCAUCCCUUUCAGUGUUUGCACAGUCCUCAAGGACAUGGAGAUAUACAACAUGCCUGAACCACUGCCUCUGGAAGAUAAGAGUAGCAUCAGGCAGAGGUUCAAUGGACGGCAGUUUAUCUCUUGGCUACAAGACGUGGAUGAGAAAUAUGAGAAGCUGAAGGAGGAGCUGUUACAGCGUCACCAGCACGAGGCAGCUUCACUCUAUGCCAUUCAGAAGCUGGAAUGGGAACUCAAGCUUCAAGAACUCAAGCAAUGGGAUUUCAAGAGCCCUCCUCCGGUCCACUCCAGCCACGUACCCAUCGUAGAGGUCAACAGAGACUUUGACCUGUUGCCUGCGUGACGUCCUUAUCGCUUCACCUAACCAACCAGGGGUGUGUGAGCCGGCCAGUCCGAGGUCUCCAGGUCAUGGCUUUCAAGCAGGCGUACCUUGUCGUGUCUGUAGAAUGUGUUUCUCAGUAUAAGUUCUUGACUGGUCCCCAGACACCUCAUCGACUAUUUGGAGAGAACGGCAGGACGGGUGUACCAUCCUGUCUUACAACGAUAGACAACAGCACCAAUAUGGACAUAUCAACAUCCACGUCACAUCUUUUGGGUCAUUCUAACUGGUUUACCUAGAGUUACUGAACGAAAGGUUGCAUGUCAUCGCACUCUUGCAGAGGCUUGUAUAUGUUUAUUGUGCAGUCAAUUCUUUGAAUCCUAUACGAUGUUUUGACUUUGAUGUCCUGUUAUUGUUGCGGUCAUUGUCCAUCGGAGCAGAACGAUUGGUCCUUCGCAUUCUGACAUCAAGUCCCAGCUUCUUCUUGCUCCUCUUGUAAUACCAGGGGGGUGUUUCACAAAACUUAUCAUCAGUGACAAAUGACAGUUGUUGUUAUAAGCUACUGAAAUCCAUGCUUCUGAUUGGUUAUCAGCAGAUUUGUCACUGAUAUUUGUCAUUUGUCAUUGUAAAAAGGCUUUGUGAAACGGGGACCAGCUUAAAUUGCAUACUACAUGUACCUCAAAGUGUAAUAUUUCCUACCUGGUCUUAGUAGUGCAUUUUAAAAUUGUAAUUGAUAAAUGUGGUUAAGAACAUAAAGCAGCUGACUGUAGAGUUAAAGAAUAAGGUAUGUUUUUUAGUGAGACAACUCCUGUGCAUUACUUGACUUUGUUUCAAAUAUAUUCAUUUGCUUAUUGCCAUGCCAAAAGCUCUAAUACAACAUCUGCAGAGAUUUUGUCUGUCAUUGUGAAUUAAUUCAUGGGGUGAUCUGAUUCCUUAAGAAGUAAUACUACCGGGCAAAUUUUGUAAGUAAUAUGGGAGUAGUGGACCAACAUAUGUCGGCAAUCAAUAAAUAUUUCUUUGCACAUUGUAGUCCUGAUGACGAUAGGCAAGUUACUGGGGACCCACGUGGUAUAAAGCUAUUCAUCUUUUAUUCUUUAGUGGCUUUUUUUUUUGUGUACCGGUAGGUUAUCACAUUAUUGUCAUUUCUGAAACAUUUUAUUGUUGAAACCACUGCUUUCCUCUGCUUUUAAUAGAUAGAACUGCUUUAUGCAAUUCAAGUUUUUGUUGUAAAUGCAUGCAUGAAGACAGAAUUUCUGCGUAUAGGAUCUGUCAGAUAGGCAGUCGUCAUUAUCUGGUCUAAACUCACUCAUACUCACCAUCAUGACAAGUCUUGGUUUGUACCCUGUCUGUACUGAAGACUUUGAGGACGCUAUUUUGAUUUCGUGAAUUCAACCCACUACAGGGUUCCUUGCAUUUUUGCGAGAUGAGUUCUGUUGCCCGGAAGGCACGUUGUAAAUAGAUUUUAUUGAAGAGAGCAGGGAGAAAGUAGGCCUAAAAAGGGAUGUGUCAAAUUUAGCCUCUUGCAGGUAUUGACACAUUUUGACGCAAGCAUGGCUAAAUGCUUCUGUCUUGCAGAUGUUUAUUGAUCAUGGUUUGUACUUAAAACAAAUGAAGUCAAUGGUCUAGGAUUGAGUCAGUACAAAACCAGCAUUGUAAAUAUAUCUCUUGUAUGUACAUAAGGGAAGUGAAGCUGUACAUAUCUUUAUUUUUCAUCACUAACUCGAUCUCCAGUGUGAUUGAAGCGGUCCGGGUAUACCUUAUUGGCCUGUGGCUCAAUCAAAGAGUCCUCUCCGUGAUGAUUGCGGACGGACGGAAGAGAGGAUGCAAGGGAGGAGGAGGAAGAGGAGAGCAUCUAUGCGAAAAUGUGAAAGUCUGUGUUUCUAUAAUAUUGUACUGUCUGUCAUGUAUUCAGUGAUCAGUAGAGGGAGUUUACCACUUGACUUGUCCGAUAUAUUAUUGCCCACUUGUGUAUGGCACAGAAUAUCAUAGUACGAGCAUAACCACAAGAGAGUUCAAACCUAUCAAAUAAGUUAACCCUGUGAAGUAAGAUGCAAUGUGUAUGAAUCCUAAUCCAAUGUAAUACAUCAUUAUAGACAGAGUUGAGAGUGGUAUAGAAUAUCAUUGUGAACAACUUUCACUAUUUCCGAAGAUUAAUGUAGCCCUGUAGCUGCAUUUCAAGUCCACAUGUUUUGCGAACAACCGAUUUAGAGGCUGCACCAUCCACUGUGUUAUAACCAAGGCAAUCAUUAACUCAAUAAUUUUGGAGGUCUUGUGAUAAUGUUUUGAAAAAAGUGAGAGAUAAACAUCGUUUCCAAUUCUAUAAUUUCCAUCUCUAUAUACUACAAAGUAAUUUGUCACUUUGAGAGUUACAAUAAGGGUUAUUAACAGAAUUCAGUGUUAUAAUUGGCAUUGUUGAGUUACUGGGUUGCCUCCCUGCAAUUAACUUGUUCCUGAUUUGAUAUUACUGUCUCCCACUUUAAAAAAAAUUGUUCUGUUUUUUCAUUGUUUCUCAAACAAGCACCAUUUGGUAUGUGUUCUUUAACAUGUUGAAUUUUCUCUUCUGCAAAAGCAAAUUUGAAAGGUUGUUUUUCAUUUUCACUGUCUACCUUGUUACUGAGUUUGACAAUAUUUGAUGUUAAAUUUGAAGUUUAAGAGUGAAUGGUUGUCCUCUGUGUUAACACUAGCAUUUUGUCUGUUUUGUUUGAUAUUGCUUUUGUUCCUAUUAUUAAUUUGGAAGGAUUAAAAAAAUAACAGGUAUCAGAAAAACCUUAACUGUAAUAAGGACAGUUGAAUAAAGUAGAUUUCACAAUACAUUCUUAAGAUCAAUAUCUGAUCUCUGAUAAUCAGCACAUGUUCAUGUAGACCUUUUGUCAGUAUUCUACAAUGAAUAAGCAAAGUAUACACAGAGCGAUUUCAAAUUUUCAGACUAACAGAUGAUGAUUUGAACAUUGGAAAAUAGUUUUUUGAACUGGUUGGGCAUUAUACUGUAGUAUCCCUCAUGUUUUCUUUGUGUUGUCAUGGAAAAUGAAAAACGAUGUGAUGUCUCUUCUCACCUGAAUAACUGAGGACUAAAGAAGAUGAUUUCUUACUGCAUUCUGGUGAUUUUUUUCAUGAUCACUUUUGGUAAACAGAGUCAGCAAACAGCCAACAAUCGUCUCUUACUAUUACUGUUCUUUGUAAACAGUUACAAACUCCUGAGUGUAUUAAUAUCAUUAACAUGCUCAUCAUUGAUUAAUUAACAUGUUAUUAUAUCUAAUACAAAUUGGAAUAAGAGCUUACAUUGUACACAGCUGUCAGAUCUGCUUACCGGUAAUGAUUUGUCUGUGAUGCUAUCCCUACAGCCAUAUUAUACAUGAACUCGUAUAAGGAAUUCUCUCAAAUGUAGAACGACAAAAAUUGGAUAAAUGUGAUCCAUGUUUCUUCAAUAUAUGUACUAGUUCUUUGCACCCAUUUGUGCCUUGGUGUGCAGAUGUAGUCAAUUAUCAAUUUUAAAAAAAAUAUCAGUGGUUAUAUUUGAUGUGUGUAACAAGUUGACUUGUAAAAAAACCCACUGUAUUCUAUUGUUACAUACUGUGAUUACAGUUAAACACUGUAUGGCGGCAGCAAAGUUGAUAAAAAAAAGUUUCUUGUUGAAAAUUUUCUCAUGAAUAAAAUGUAGAAAAAAGUGA